Messenger RNA from Marasmius oreades (fairy-ring Marasmius), 1707 nucleotides. RefSeq lists its product as uncharacterized. The record is from RefSeq and is a predicted model, not a curated record. The coding region runs from base 1 to 1707 and encodes 568 amino acids. Lineage: Eukaryota; Fungi; Basidiomycota; Agaricomycetes; Agaricales; Marasmiaceae. The transcript has 19 exons. Gene Ontology annotation, molecular function: oxidoreductase activity; copper ion binding.
AUGAUUCUUUCUCGUUUGAUUUCGAUUCUAACAGGCGUAGCAGUUUCUGCCUUAGCCACGAAACCGGGGAAAGUCGAGUUUGAAUUGCAGAUCAGAAACGGUGUUGUUUCCCCAGAUGGAUUUCCUCGCGUUGGCGUUCUUCCAAACGAUUUUCCAGGUCCAGCAAUCAUUGCAAACAAGGGAGAUCAAUUCAAUAUCACAGUUAAAAACAAUCUUUUGGACCGAACAAUGACUACUGACACUACAGUCCAUUGGCACGGUCUUCACGUCAAGAAAUAUAUUUGGGCUGACGGAGCGGCAUUUGUUUCUCAAUGCCCUAUCGCAUCAGGUCGAGCGUACACAUACACGUUUGACGGUGGAGAUCAAGCGGGAACAUUUUGGUAUCAUUCUCACCUAACUAGUCAAUACUGCGACGGUCUACGGGGCCCGCUGGUGAUCUACGAUCCGAAAGAUCCCCACCUGGAUUUAUAUGACUAUGAUAACGCGACCACGAUUAUUACUCUGGCAGAUUGGUAUCGUACGUCGUACUUGACACCAUUGCAAGAUACUAGAAUCUCACAACUCCGAAAGACAAACCUUACGGCGUUAAUUCGUGCGCUCGUCUUUUUCUCUCGUCGAGUCAUCCGGUUUUUCUCAAGACUAUCUAGGACAUCCGAGUCGACUCUUAUAAAUGGCAUCGGCAGGUACAAAGAUGGCCCACAGAUACCUCUAGCAGUUGUGAACGUUGUACAGGGAAAGCGUUACCGUUUCCGCUUCAUCUCGAUGUCAUGCGAUCCGUACUAUAAUGUUACUAUCGAUGGGCAUGAAUUGACGAUUAUUGAAGUCGAAGGUCAACGCUAUUCUGCAGUCCUGCAUGCCAAUAACCAGGUCGGCAACUACUGGAUCAGGGCCAACCCGUCCGAGGGACCUCAAGGUUUUAAAGGAGGAAUUAACUCGGCUGUGUUGAGAUAUCUCAGUGCCCCGGAAGAAGAACCAGCUCCGAGUGAACCCGAAAUGCCGAAGAUGAUGUUGAGGGAGUGGGACUUGCAUCCUCUCAAAGAAGCUAAAGUUCCCGGUGAACCGCAUUUGGAUGGUGCAGAUAUGAACAUCAACCUGGAUUUUACCACAGAUCCAAGCACAAAGCUUUUCUUGACAAAUGGCCACGCAUACAUACCUCCAGUUAUACCGGUGCUCUUGCAGAUCCUGCGGAUUUUGAAUGGACCGCCAAGCGAUCUUGUAAAACUCCUACCAAAGGAAACAAUCUAUUACGUUCCCCUGAAUAAAACCAUUCAAUUGUCGAUGCCUAUCAGGAAGAAGAAAGAGCUCUCCGGUACUCCGCACCCGAUGCAUUUACACGGUCACAAUUUCACUGUCAUCCGGUCCGCUGGAAACGACUCGUUUCAAUGGAACAACCCAAUUCAGCGGGACGUAGUUGAUACCGGGUAUUCGGGGGAUAAUGUUGUAAUCCGAUGGACGACGGAUAAUCCAGGACCUUGGUUUUUCCAUUGUCAUAUUGAUGAUCAUUUGGGAAGGUGUCUAUGCCUAUACACCCUAAAAAGAGCAUUACUGACAAAGUCGAGUAGGGGAAUGGCGAUCAUAUUUGUGCCAGAGGACCUCCGAAGCAUCGAGGAAGACAAUACUCCAGCGCCUGAUGAAUGGAAGAGGUUGUGCCCGGAUUAUGGGGACCAGUGGCUGGGGAACGAGCAGGAUAAUAUGAUGACGGACUGA